AUGGGAGUUAACCUCUUCUCAACAGUUCUGGCGCUGUUGGCUGCCUUUAUCUUCCUUGCUAAUGUCAUGGUCUUCUGUACUACCAAACGAAAGGGGGUGACCUGGAUCUUCGUUACCAGCUUAGCGACGUCGGAUAUCCUGAUGGCAAUCCUGGUGCUUCCUUUUCAGAUCACCGAACCAUGGGCCAUCUUCGGCAGCGGAGAUCUAAUUUGCAAGAUUCACGGCGCAGUAACGACAAUAUCAGUACGAUCCUCCAUGUUCACAGUCCUGCUGAUCUCUGCUGAUAGAUAUGUGGCUGUCAGGUGGCCGCACAGUUACAGAUGUAUGAGAAAUAACUGGACAGGCCCAGUAAUGGCGGUUGUGAUGAUCUGGCUGUACUCGUUAGGAGCGAGUGUGUUCAUUGUGGCUACUACUGACCAGUACACUUACAACCCUCACAAUAAGGUAUGCAGUCAGAUUUUCAAGAGUGCCUAUGAAAACAGGAGCUCUUUUGACCUCUGUGUUAUGGUUUACAGGGAGAUAGAACUGCCAGCUGUGACCAUCUCAGUAGCUGUGUUUGCUGCACUAAUCAUCUACAAGAUCUACAGUCUCAAGAGAAUCCUAGAGAACUCUAAAUCGACAGGACUCCAGGGCAGGAAAGUAGUUCUAGCUGACAGGCCCAUGGACCGUCACGUGACGAACACACUUGUGGUCAUUGCGGUCUUUUACACGAUCUGUUUUAUUCCUCUCUGCUUGUACAACACAGCCCAUUUAAUCAAGCCGGUUCAGGAGCGAAUUAGCAGGAAACAGGAUCUUCUGUUUGGUCAGAUCACCUACAUUAUAAUGUGCCUUAAUAGUUGUAUCAACCCUUCGGUGGUCCUGGUAAGAACUAAAGGAGCUCUUAAGGGGAUCAAGGAGAAAAUAGGUAUGGAUUUCUGA
Bolinopsis microptera is the source of this 918-nucleotide messenger RNA. RefSeq names its product galanin receptor 2b-like. Gene Ontology annotation, cellular component: plasma membrane. NCBI's taxonomy places the organism in Eukaryota, Metazoa, Ctenophora, Tentaculata, Lobata, Bolinopsidae. The transcript has 10 exons. Gene Ontology annotation, molecular function: G protein-coupled receptor activity. Bases 1 to 918 code for a protein of 305 amino acids. The record is from RefSeq and is a predicted model, not a curated record. Gene Ontology annotation, biological process: G protein-coupled receptor signaling pathway.